Molecule: messenger RNA, 1570 nt
Organism: Selaginella moellendorffii
Lineage: Eukaryota; Viridiplantae; Streptophyta; Lycopodiopsida; Selaginellales; Selaginellaceae
Product: sulfite oxidase
Exons: 12
Coding region: 217-1416 (399 amino acids)
Cellular component (GO): mitochondrion
Molecular function (GO): molybdenum ion binding; oxidoreductase activity
Source: RefSeq, a predicted model, not a curated record
CGAAUCUUUUCAGUGGCGUUCCUGUGAAUGGUGGCUAUAGCGAUAGAAGAGAGGCUUCGAGGAAUCCUAGGGUAGCUCAUUCUUCUCUUUCUCUUUGGCGCGCGGCGGCCAGGAAGCGCUCUCUCGAAUUCUCGUCGAUCUCUCAUUCUCUUUGGCGUGCGGCGGCCAGGACGCCGCGAAGGUUUGCUCGAAUUCCAGCUUUCGGUGCUACUCGCCAUGGAUUUGCAGGUUUGCGCGAUGGGAGUGCUGUAUGGGCCAAAAUCUUACGAGAACGAGCCUCAUCGCGAUCCAUCACUCAUUGUAAAUUCCAAGGAGCCUUUCAAUGCCGAGACACCGCCGAAGGCUCUCGUGCGAUCCUUCGUAACUCCCGAGGAUCUCUUCUACAAAAGGAAUCACGGUCCCAUUCCUGUCAUCGAUGAUCCAAACAACUAUCGCUUGGAAAUUUGUGGCUUGGUUCCUGGACCCUUGUCUUUGUCCCUCCAGGACUUGAGGAACUUGCCCAAGCACACGGUGACGGCUACGCUACAAUGUGCAGGAAAUCGGAGAACGGCUAUGAGCAAAGUCAGAAAAGUUAAAGGUGUUGGCUGGGCGAUUUCAGCCUUGGGAAAUGCUGUUUGGGGAGGUGCUAGAUUGCACGACGUGUUGGAACUCGCAGGAGUUCGCCAAGAAUCUUCGAAAAGGCAUGUCGAGUUUUCAAGCGUGGACGUUUGCAAGGAAGAAAAUGGUGGACCUUACAAGGGAUCCAUCCCUCUCUCCCAAGCAAUGAGCCCUGAAGCGGAAGUUAUUUUGGCUUAUGAAAUGAAUGGAAAGGAACUAAAUAGGGACCAUGGAUUUCCUCUUCGGGUUGUUGUUCCAGGUGUCAUUGGCGCUCGCUCGGUAAAAUGGCUUACUGAGAUCAAAGUUAUUGAAGAAGAAUGCCAGGGGUUUUUCAUGCAAAAGGAUUUCAAGAUGUUUCCACCAACCGUAGAUUGGGACAACAUCAACUGGAACUCUCGCCGACCUUUAAUGGACUUUCCUGUUCAGUGUCCUAUAUGCUCUCCAGCAGAGGGAGAUCUCGUCAAAGCUGGCAGCAAGAUGAAAAUUCAAGGCUACGCUGUGAGUGGUGGAGGCCGUGGAAUAGAACGCGUUGAUGUCUCGGUAGACGGAGGCAAAACUUGGCAGGAAGCUCAGCGAUUCCAAGAUGACAAGGAGUACAUUGCUGACAAUCCCGAGAAAUGCAAGAGAUUUGCGUGGGUCCUAUGGGAGCUGACGGUGGAACUCACGAACUCUCCGCUAGAAGUCGUGGCUAAAGCUGUUGAUGCUGCCGCAAACAUCCAGCCAGAGGAUGUAUCGAGCAUAUGGAACUUGAGAGGAGUGCUAAACACUUCAUGGCACCGGGUGAGACUCAAUGUCGUCCCUCCUCAAUCCAAGCUUUAAAAGGUUGGAGGUACGAAGCCAGUUCUUUUUGUUUCUUAAAAGUCAUGGUUUUUUAGAGUUGGAAUUCCCAUUGUACAAGAGCAGUGUGAUUUUCCACUGCGCUAGACGAAGAACUGGCAGCUUGAAUUUCGAGCGAGCCAGCCUCUACUUUUUA